AUGCUUAUUUUGAAAGACGGUGACGGGUUGGAAGCCUUCCGCGCGUUUCUUAGAACGGAACAUUCUGAUGAAAACCUCAUGUUCUGGCUGCAGGUGGAGUCGCUGAAGACGGUCGAAAGCAAAGCAAAGUUACAAGACAUGGCUGAUAAACUGCUGAAAGAAUUUUUCCCGGACAAGAACGACAGCAAUAGCCAAAAGUCUUUGAAUAUCUCUUACAAACAAACAUCAGAUAUUGUCACGUUGCUCGAGACUUUAGCCGUCAACGAAGAUGUUCUUGACUUGAGCGCAUUCUGCGCAAUAGCUACCGAGCAAAACGAACAUAUAUUAGAAGGCUUCGGAAAUCAAGAGGAACAAAUCUCACUGGCCCUAAAGGAACAGUAA
Sphaeroforma arctica JP610 is the source of this 381-nucleotide messenger RNA. RefSeq lists its product as hypothetical. The coding region runs from base 1 to 381 and encodes 126 amino acids. The transcript is spliced from 3 exons. The record is from RefSeq and is a predicted model, not a curated record. NCBI's taxonomy places the organism in Eukaryota, Ichthyosporea, Ichthyophonida.